Staurois parvus is the source of this 419-nucleotide messenger RNA. The record is from the annotation of a GenBank genome assembly. Lineage: Eukaryota; Metazoa; Chordata; Amphibia; Anura; Ranidae.
UCAUUUUUUCUGCUGACAGGCGGCUACUGUACUGUCCUGACAUUUGGGGGGGUUUGUACCGUCCUGACAUUUGGGGAUAUCUGUACCGUCCUGACAUUUGGGGGAUAUCUGUACUGUCCUGACAUUUGGGGAUAUCUGUACUGUCCUGACAUUUGGGGGAUAUCUCUACUGUCCUGACAUUUGGGGGAUAUCUGUACCGUCCUGACAUUUGGGGGAUAUCUGUACCGUCCUGACAUUUGGGGGAUAUCUGUACUGUCCUGACAUUGGGGGGAUAUCUGUACUGUCCUGACAUUUGGAGGAUAUCUGUACUGUUCUGACAUUUGGGGGAUAUCUGUACUGUCCUGACAUUUGGGGGAUAUCUGUACUGUCCUGACAUUUGGGGGAUAUCUGUAUCGUCCUGAAAUUUGGGGGAUAUCUGU